UGACACAGAGGUCUUCUACUUUUGACACGAGGUUGAUGAUGGAUAUCUAUCCUUACUUAACUUCUUGUAUAUCUUAUAUGUAGAUAGUAUAAAAUAAACCAUGGAUCAUAAGUGAUCACUAAUCUGUUGCAGAAGUACACAACGUUUUGGAUAAAAAAUAUUAUCUUUAGUUUAGGUUUUAUUAAAAGAAUGCAUGAAUUUCUGUGAGUAAUGUCUCAAGAAAGUGAAAGAAGUGAAGAAUAAAUGAAAAACAAAAAUGCCGAGAAGGAAGAAGGAGUAUUAUAGUGAAGAUGAUGAAGACAGUGACUAUGCUUCAAAAGGAGGCAAGUUCGGUAAGCCUCCUAUACAAAGGAACACAGCUAAUGCUAGAGAGAGGGCAAGGAUGCGUGUGUUAAGUAAAGCCUUCUCAAAACUGAAAACCACACUACCAUGGGUACCAGCUGACACUAAACUAUCAAAAUUAGACACUUUAAGAUUGGCAUCUAGUUAUAUUGCACACCUCAGACAAGUUUUAAAUGGCGAAGACGAUGUUGAUCCACAGACCUCCUUUAUACAUCCACUUAAUCUGACAUGGCCUUUCAGCUUCAGUGCGAAAUCUGGAUCGGGUACAGAAAGUAAAUCACCAGAGCCAAUCAAAAUGCACAACGACAGAAUGAUGUCACCGUCUGAGGAUAUGAUGUCAUAAUGAACGUUCACAGCGUCGUUAUAAGAUAAAUGAAAUCCAGUGAGAAACUCUAAUAUGUCACUUUUGUCUCAGUUUUAUUGAUG
Mytilus trossulus (common blue mussel) is the source of this 768-nucleotide messenger RNA. RefSeq names its product transcription factor 21-like. Lineage: Eukaryota; Metazoa; Mollusca; Bivalvia; Mytilida; Mytilidae. Gene Ontology annotation, molecular function: RNA polymerase II transcription regulatory region sequence-specific DNA binding; DNA-binding transcription factor activity, RNA polymerase II-specific; protein dimerization activity. The record is from RefSeq and is a predicted model, not a curated record. The transcript has 2 exons. Gene Ontology annotation, biological process: regulation of transcription by RNA polymerase II; developmental process. The coding region runs from base 257 to 685 and encodes 142 amino acids.